Molecule: messenger RNA, 3697 nt
Organism: Dinoponera quadriceps
Lineage: Eukaryota; Metazoa; Arthropoda; Insecta; Hymenoptera; Formicidae
Product: synaptonemal complex protein 1-like
Exons: 14
Coding region: 83-2170 (695 amino acids)
Source: RefSeq, a predicted model, not a curated record
UAUUGCGUUUCGCAGAACAAAGUAGAAUCCAACGACGACGGUAACAGUUCACCUAUUGAAGGAAUAGAAAAAAAGAAGAAAAAUGCAAGAAGAUGCUGAGAAAACUCGACCAAGCACGCCGAGUGGCGGCCAGUUUAUCGACACAUUGAUCGGACAAUGGAUGAAGCGAACGGGAAUAGAUAUCGUAGUGCCCCAAGCGAAAGAGCAAGUGACUGAAAAUGCGAGCUCGCAGGAGAGGAAGCAGGUUUCGCAAAACUAUGAACGCAACAUCCAUUUUUUACAACGGAAGCUGAAGCAGAGCCAGCGGGCGGAGAUCUUCUUGACCUCGUCCUUGGAAGCAGAGAUGCGCAACAAGGAAGACAUUCAGACGAAACUAAACGCCACUUGGGAAUCCAUCGAAACCAUCAGGGCAUACUUCAAUUUCAUCAGCGAAAGUUUAGAGAGCUUCCAGCAGCACCGUGUUAAUCUGUCCAAUUUGUAUGACAAUGUGAUCCUAAAACAACAAGAAAGCAUUCAGAUGCUGCAGUCGAGCAACGCGAAGUUGACAGAUCUGGAGAGCCAUAUCGCGCGAUUGGAAAACGAGUCCCUGCUGCAAGAGAAAAGAUUGCAGGAAGCAACGACGGAAGAGAAUAAAUUGAGGAAGCAAUUGGAGGACUCCGUUUACGAACUGCAGUCGCAGAAGAAUGCAUUAACGCAAACGCACGAAGAGAAGUUGAAGCUCAUCAAAGAACAGCAGCGACUGUCAUUCGAAUAUGAAAAUUUGCAGUUGCGACUGCAGACGGUCGAGAAUGAAAAAUGCGACAUCGCGAAAUCGGCGACACAACUGCAAAAUAAAUUGCUGCUCCAAGAAGAGAAGACGCAAGCGGCGUUGGCGGAGCAAAAUAAACUGCAAAGACAAUUAGAGAAUGCCAAUAAUGAAUUUUUUGUGCAGCAAAAUAGUUUGGCCAGCGCGCACGCCGAAGAGAAGAAAAAGAUUGUCGAGGAGCAACAACGAUUUCUGACUGAAUGCGAGGUUUUACAAUCGCAGUUAAAUACUCUGGAACAAGACAAGAGCAAUAUUGUGGAUACUGUCGCGCAGAAGGACGAGCUUAUUUUGAAGCUCCGGGACGAAAAUUCCGAGUUUAAAAAUCAAAUUGAAGCAAUAACGGCGAGUAAUGAAGAGGCAUUUAGCAAAUACAAAGCUUUGAAGGAGAAGCAAGACAUGGGGGAGAAAGAAUUGAAAACAAAGACAGAAAGAAUUCAAAACUUGGAAGUGGUAUUAAGCGCAAUGAAACAAAGGGAGACAAGUCUGGUUAACGACAUAAAUAGAAUGGAAAAAAAAUUAACUAACGAGAUGGGUUGCAUCAAGAAUCUCGAAAGCAAGCUCGCGGACACGAGGAAGGACUUGCACAUUGCAGAGAUGCAAAACGCCGAGAUGCAAGAAGCUCUGAAAAGCGCCAAGAUUGGCGACGAUCUCGCUAACGUUGAACUUCAGAAGACAUUGAAGAUUUUUGAGAGGGAGAAGGAGGAAGCUGCGAAGCGCGAGAGCACGUGGACUAAGAAUGCGGAGAUUAUGUACGAGAAGACCCGAGUCAAACACGCAGAAGAAGUCUCGGCCUUGACGAGCGGCUACGAAACGCGUUUGUUGGAGUUAAGGAAGACCAUAGAUCAUCUGAAUGAGACGAGUAAUAAUAUCAUAAAAGAGAAUAGCGUGUUAAAAACGUCUCUGACAGAAAUAAGAGGAGAGAACAUUACCCUAAGGAGCGAUUAUCAAUUCGCCACGGAACGGAAUAACGAUCUCCAAGACAAGCUGAAGGAAGCCACGGAGAAGUUGCAAACCAAAUCGACGAUGGACAAUCAGGAAUCCAAGAAGAGCGUCAUGAAGGACAAGAAGCGGUCGAAGGCGAAGGGCGACUACACGGUGCGUUUCGAUCCUGAUAUCGUUGCGGAAAUCCCCGAUCAAUGCAACGUUUCCACGUCCACGGAUCUUGGAUCACGGAUCUCGAAUCUCGGCGAUAACGAGCGCGAUAUCGCCGAUAUGUCGUUAUUGAGACAGCUGAGUCGCGCGUACUCGACGGAGAGGGAAAGUCCAAAAGAGCAAGAGGAGGAAGUUACGUCAGCGGGAAGGAAGUUCUUCAAGUCGCGUCCUGCUCAGCCGCGUACUUACUCCCGGCGACGACUCAUUUCGUGAAGAAAUGAAAAAUACGUUCGAACGAACACCGACAUACAAAUCUUAUUAUCAAUCUUUAUAUAUAAUUUUAUUGUAAACCGUUAUAUAAUCUCUCGAAACAUUUUCCCGUUCUUCCCUUCGUUCAAGGAGUAUCCGUUCGAACAUUAUCUGUCAGAUAAUUAUUAAUAAAUUAGUAAUUAAAAUUAUUUCAACUUUAAAUAGACACUGAUUUACUCGCAACUGUGUUUCUUAUUAAUUAUUAAUUAUAUUACCUCGCAAAUAUCUAAAUCUUUCGACGAUAUUUAUGAGAUAAGAUUAUUCGCAAUUAUUAAUACACGCGAGAAAGUUCCGAUGUGAUCCAGCGUAAACACAAGAUCGAUACCGGGACAAGUGGAUGGCUGCAUUUAGAAUAUAACGCGAGCACGGGGCCGAAGUCAUCAGCGCUCUCGAAAAAACGCCCACGCAUCUUCGACACGAUGAAGACAAGAUUGUGCGCAGCCGGGUGGAAGCGCGCAGAACGCUUAAAUUUAAACGUGAUUCACCGGCCCACCAUCCAGCCAAUAAAUGAUCCCCUUUGAAUCGACACGAAACUGAAAUUACGCAACGAGGCAAUGGAAUCGCGAAUUUCGUCAUCGUUGCGGCUGGAACGUUUCGCACGCGUUACUCGUUUCUUUCUUUUUGCAAACGUUACGAAGCAGAGAACCAGAACUCUCUCGCUCUUAAAAAUACAUCUCUCCUAUAUGUUGUACGGUGCGAGUCUUUCUUUCUUUCAAGUCGCGGGAGACGAUCACUCUCUGGCAGACCUCUCUGUUCCCUUUAAACCCACAAAUCCUCGCAUCUCCCGCAAAUCAGCGACGAUGUAUAUCUAUGACGACACGUAUACAUCCACAGGUUAUCGUCCUUGGAGGAGAUGUCCGAAAAAAUGAUUUUCCCCGCUUUUCGGUCUAUCUCGUGCGAGAAAUCAUCCACGAAAUCUGGAUCGCGCAAUAAUAACCCGAGCCGUACGACAGAGAACUAUUUAAAAGUAGCACGUCCUACUUUCCACGAGGGCGGCCGUUUUUUCCAUUUUUUCCUUCUGACUCAGGACCUCGACACGUUGCCGACGCCCUACACCGAUACGUCCUUCGUCGUGUGUUGGCGCUCGCAUCUCUCUAAUCAGACUGGGUCAAAGUGAAUUGUCUCGUUUGAACGAGCCGGGUGACCCUUGACUUGAAAUUUCUGUUUUCGAGCGCGCACUUAGAUAAUCCAGCAUUUCAGCCUCGCACAUUCGCGAGGGCACGAAUGAUCAAAGGAAACGUAUGCCUCUUUCACAUCAGACGUUUGUGCUUUGGAAGAAGAAAAAUCCACGUUCACGUCUUUGGAAUUCCAUUAUAGAAACCCGAAGAAUUGCAAAUAUUUCGCAGCGGCGUGUAAUUCAUGUUAAUUGCGUUAACUAUGAUCUCGGUGAUUAAAGAGCAACAUUUAUGGUUGAGAUCACGGACUUUCUAAAUUUUCAGAUACCUAGAGACCAAAACUCCCGCAAUUGCAAACCGUGGAGUAACAAAUGGA